This is a messenger RNA of Bombus impatiens (common eastern bumble bee), 2680 nucleotides long. It is a transcript of the gene Edem1, whose product is annotated as ER degradation-enhancing alpha-mannosidase-like protein 2. Gene Ontology annotation, molecular function: calcium ion binding; mannosyl-oligosaccharide 1,2-alpha-mannosidase activity. Gene Ontology annotation, biological process: mannose trimming involved in glycoprotein ERAD pathway; carbohydrate metabolic process; endoplasmic reticulum mannose trimming. Lineage: Eukaryota; Metazoa; Arthropoda; Insecta; Hymenoptera; Apidae. Gene Ontology annotation, cellular component: membrane; endoplasmic reticulum. The record is from RefSeq and is a predicted model, not a curated record.
AACAUACUUCAUGCAAUAAAACAAGCUAGAAAUUACUUAAGAAUAAGUCAUGUAUCAUAUAUUAUAUCAGACAAAAGCCGGUUUCUAACAAUUUUUAACAUUUUCGUUAAGUAAUGCCACGUUUAAAAAGAUCAUUUUAUUUUAAUGCAUUUACAUAUACUGUGAGUAAUAAAAUUUCAAUUAAUAAAGAGAUAUAAACAUUCACGGACUGAUUAUCAAGAUGCAUCUUUUUGAUACAUGGUUAUGUUUUGGUUUUUUAUCUUUGGUAAAUGGGCUACGUGAAUACGAUAAAAAAGAUUUGAUUACUCUAAGGGAAGAAGUACGAUCUAUGUUUGAUCAUGCUUAUUCGAGCUAUUUAACAUACGCUUAUCCCUAUGACGAACUACGAUCAUUGAGUUGUGAUGGAUUUGAUACAUGGGGCAGUUUUUCAUUGACACUUAUCGAUGCUUUGGAUACCCUCGCUGUAAUGGGUAAUUUUUCUGAAUUUCGACGUGUAGCAGAAAUUAUAAGUGCUAGAGCAGAUUUUGAGGCUAAUAUCAAUGUAUCUGUAUUUGAAACUAAUAUAAGAGUAGUGGGGGGAUUACUUAGUGCUCAUCUUCUAUCACGUAAAGCAGGCAUUAAUUUAGAGCCAGGGUGGCCUUGUAAUGGUCCAUUAUUACGCCUUGCAGAAGAUAUGGCAAAACGUUUAAUUGCAGCCUUUGACACUCCAACAGGAAUGCCAUAUGGCACUGUUAAUUUGAAAUAUGGAGUACCUGAAGGUGAAACAAGUAUCACAUGUACUGCUGGGAUCGGAACAUUUCUAUUAGAAUUUGGAACUUUGUCUAGAUUAACUGGAGAUCCAUUGUAUGAAGAAGUAGCUAUGAAUGCUAUUAAAGCAUUGCACUAUUAUAAAUCAAAUAUUGGAUUAGUGGGUAAUCAUAUAGACGUACUAACAGGUCAUUGGACAGCUCAGGAUUCUGGAAUUGGUGCAGGUGUUGACUCUUAUUUUGAAUAUUUAGCAAAAGGCACUUUAUUAUUCCAAGAUCCACUACUAGCGACAAUUUUUCAUGAGCACAAAGCUGCUAUUGAGAAAUAUAUUCGACGAGAGGAUUGGCAUUUAUGGGUUUCUAUGACAAAAGGUCAAGUAACUUUGCCAGUGUUUCAGUCUUUGGAUGCCUAUUGGCCCGGAGUACUGAGUUUAUUUGGUGAAAUUGGAGAUGCAAUGAAGUCAUUGCACAAUUAUCAUCGAGUUUGGAAACAAUUUGGAUUCACACCAGAAUUUUAUAACAUACCACAAGCAGAAGCAGGUACUAACAGGGAAGGUUACCCGUUAAGACCAGAACUCAUAGAAUCAGUUAUGUACUUAUAUAGAGCUACAGGAGAUCCUUACCUUAUACAGGUAGGAAUAGAUAUAUUAAGAAGUUUGCAGCAUAGUGCUAAAACUACGUGUGGCUAUGCAACUAUCAAUGAUGUUAGGGAUCACCGAAAGGCUGAUAGAAUGGAGUCUUUUUUCUUGGCAGAAACAACUAAAUAUCUUUAUCUCCUUUUUGAUCCUGAUAAUUUUAUUCAUAAUUCUGGUCAGAAAGGAGAAAUUAUAGAAACACAAUGGGGUCAAUGUAUUGUAGAUGCAGGAGGAUAUAUUUUUAAUACAGAAGCACAUCCCAUAGAUCCUGGAGCAUUGUACUGUUGUCAUAGAAGUCAGAAUUUAUUUUCAGACCAAAAAGCGACGUUAUGGAAAUUCAUUCCUGUAAAUGAUAUGAAAGAAAAGGAAAAUAUAGAGCAUGCCUUGUAUCCAAAAGAUAUAAAAGAUACAAACGAUGAUAAACCAAUUGAAAUUGUAAAAUUAUCUGAAAUGAGGCACACUUCUGUAAAUAAUGUAGAGAAUAAUAAUAACAAAAAUUUAAUCAAUCCUUUGCCACUUAUAAAUGGCAAAGUAGAUGAAGUGAUAGCAAUAGAAGAAGAAAGUAAAAUAAACACAAACAAUCCUGAAGCUUUGUCCGGAAGUCUUUGUCAGGAAGAACCUGAAUCUUUGAAAGUACAAGUUGCUGCACCUCCUUCAGGAAUUUAUAAAGCUGAUGACAGUGAAAAUAUUGAUACUUAUGAAACCUAUAGUACUUCUGAUGGGCAUUAUCCUACUUCUGCUACGAAAAAUAACACAGAAUCGUUUAUCAAACAAAACAGUAUAAAAUCGAGAUUUGAACCACAAAUAUUGCUUGAGAACAUUCGAAAAAGAAUUUAUAUCCAACAAAUAAUUCUGCAAAAAUAAAUUAUCAGCUUUUAUCUUGCCAAUCUCAAUCAUUCCUACAACGUAUAUCAAUUAUAGGAGAAUUUUUUUAAUUUUAUAUAUCAAUUGUAUAUACAAGUGUAUAUGUGUAUAUUUUCUGUUAAUCUUUUGUCUUAAAUAUGAAUAUAUUUUAAUUACUUUUUAACGACGAAGUUGUGACAUAUCAUUUGCAAAUACAUGUCUAAGCGAAAUAUUAGUUGUCGUAAAUUGAACUAACAAUUAACAAUAUCAAAUUUUUAGUUAUUAUAGAUCGUAAGAAGCAGUUUGAAAAAAGAAAGAAUUUUCGAUUCUUAUAUUUUCGUAUUUUUAGCAAUCAAUGGCAUAAGUUAAUUAAGUUUAGAAUAAAAAUUUUAUUGUAUAUCGUAACAGUGACCUUGAACUUUCAUGCAUUCUGAUGAGUAAAGCUAACCUACACAA